AGUCGCCUGUCGUUGCGGACGCUUGACCACAGCGCUGGGGUGGCCUGUGGGGGAUUUACACGCGGCCGGCCGCGCGCUGGGGCUGUUAGCAAAGCAGCCCCUGUUUCCACCCGGCUCGCUUUGCGGGCGGACCCGCCGCCGGCUGCCUUGGAGUGUUUCUGGGAAAGGGCCUGGGGAGUUUCUUCCCUUCAGCUAACUGACGUGGGUUCCCCGCAUAGAUAUUCAUCAUUUUGGAGGAUUUCAGCACAGAGAUUAUUGGAUUUUGCCAUAUCUGACCAGGAUGAAUUCAUCAUUGGUUGCUUAUGAUGAUUCAGAUUCUGACACUGAGACUGGAAAGACUGAAAAUCUCAGUCUUUCUGGCAGAGAAACCAGACUUGCAAGUUCUGCUAUGAAUCCUAUUCAGUAUUUUGCACCCAGUGGAUUAGGCACAAAAUCUACAUACAAAAUGCAGACUGUUGAGAAUACUGCCAGCACUGGGACAAGCAUUAUUUGUGAAGGUGCUCCUGCAUAUAAGGUACAGGCUAAUAACAGGGAUUUGGCAGCUGUUUAUCCUUGGAAAGAAUAUUCUAACCAGGCUGAAACGCUUUCUGGAAAUGGAAGCUUCUCUCAGAAGAGAGUACAUCAGGACAAGAUUGUUACCAUAAAGGGAAUUAGACCAUAUAUCCCUAAAAGACUUCGACAAGAAAAAACUUCUAAAGUGUAUGAAAAAAAAGAAUCUGAAAAACAGAGAGAGAGUUGUGCAAUACCAGGAGAGCAAAUUUCCACAGAGGUUUCUGAAUUUAUUAAGCCAUAUUUAGCGUCUAAGUACAAAUCAACUGAAAUCCCAAGGAACUUGGUGUUUCAGAUGUCCAAACACAGUGGUCCAGUUAAUAAAGUCCAGUGGUGUCCUGUACAAGGAUGGAGCCAUAUGCUUCUUUCCACCUCCAUGGAUAAAACUUUCAAGAUAUGGAACGCUGUAGAUACAGGCUGUUGUUUAAAAACAUACUCCUGUCACAGUUGUGCUGUUCGAACUGCUGAGUGGUCUUUGUGCGGAAGAAGAAUUCUCAGUGGAGGCUUUGAUUCUAUGCUUCAUUUAACAGAUGUUGAAACAGGGACACAGGUAUUUAGCAGCAACAAUGAAUUUAGGAUCAGCACACUGAAGUUUCACCUUUCUGAGCCUAAUAUUUUUAUUUGUGGAGGAUUCAGCCCAGAAGUUAAAGCCUGGGAUAUAAGGAAUUGUAAGGUGAUAAAAGUCUAUAAAGCAGCAGUACAACAGACCUUGGAUGUCCUCUUCCUUCCUGAAGGAAAAGAAUUUCUUACAAGCACGGAUGCAGUAAGCCGGGACUCAGCUGACCGUACAAUCAUUGCAUGGGAUUUCCACAGCGCUGCAAAAAUUUCCAAUCAGAUUUUUCAUGAGCGUUAUACCUGUCCGAGUCUGACUCUGCACCCUAGAGAACCUGCAUUUGUUGCUCAAACAAAUGGAAACUACAUGGCAUUGUUUUCUAUCCAACGACCAUACAGAAUCAACAAAAAGAAAAGAUAUGAAGGGCAUAAGGUGGAAGGAUUUGCAGUGGGCUGUGAAUUUUCUCCAGAUGGAACACUUCUAGUGACAGGAAGUUCAGAGGGCAAAAUAUUUUUCUAUAACUAUCACACUGCUAGAAUUAUUCACACUUUGUCUGCACAUAACCAGGCUUGUGUGAGUGCAACUUUUCAUCCAGUCCUUCCGUCAGUUCUUGCAACAUGUGACUGGGCUGGAGAUAUCAAGAUCUGGCAAUAAUAAAACAGGGUUCCCUUUCAGAGUGAAUCCAGUUAGUCCACAUUAAAGACACGGGUGCUGGUGUUUCAUCAUAAAUAAACCAGUGUAUGCAAUUUGAA
This is a messenger RNA of Caretta caretta (loggerhead turtle), 1854 nucleotides long. RefSeq names its product WD repeat domain 25 (gene WDR25). Gene Ontology annotation, molecular function: protein binding. The record is from RefSeq and is a predicted model, not a curated record. Lineage: Eukaryota; Metazoa; Chordata; Testudines; Cheloniidae.